Molecule: messenger RNA, 2040 nt
Organism: Hymenoscyphus albidus
Lineage: Eukaryota; Fungi; Ascomycota; Leotiomycetes; Helotiales; Helotiaceae
Source: the annotation of a GenBank genome assembly
AUGGAUGCAGUUGCAGAAAACCACCAGCCAGAUGAUGAUGUUGUUACUGAGAAUGGCGGGUCUGGCUCUGACUCCGAGUCCAGCCCAGAUCUAUUCCCUCAUGAACCCGAGGUCGAACCUGACCAUGAGGCUACCAAAUCCCAGGAUCUCGUUCUUCUCAAAGCAGUAAGAGAAGGGGAUAAAGAGGGACUUCUGAUUGCAUUGAGAAAUGGUGUCAGAUUGACAGCCAGCCAGAGAUGACGAUGGCUGUAAUCCACUACACUUAGCCAUUCUCCAUGACCACGAACCCAUGGUCCAACUCUUACUUGAGUUCGGAACCCACAUCGAAGGAAGAACAAAAGAUGGCACUAGACCCCUGUAUAUGGCAGCCGGAAAUGGAAACACGAGGAUGGUUGAAAUACUGCCAAAGUUUAGAGCUGACGUGGAUUCUCGAAAUGCGAUCAAAAAAACUACGGCUUUGUACGAGACAGUUUCCCGGGAGAAUUUAGAAGUUGCUGAGAUUCUGCUAGCCCAUGGUGCUGAUAUUGAUGCAAAGGGCCCGGAUGGUCAUACGCCUUUGUCAAAUGCAGUUUUGAAGGGAAAUUUGCAAUUCGUCGAGAUGCUUUUACAGCAUGGAGCUCAGAAAAAUACAGCGCUUUCCAAUGGUCGAACCAUAGAAGAUCUAGCUAUGGGCGAUAAUAUGAUGAGAGAUCUCUUGCAAGAUGACCCCGUCCUUCAAGGUCCAUCCAUAAACGGGAGGCACAAAGAUGCAGGAUAAGCAGCGGUCUUUCAGAUGGUAUCAUUUUCCGGCAAAUAAUGUAAGCCUCUAAAAAUAUCUAACUGUAGAUAUGCGUAUUGACAAUCUACUAGAUAGAAUGGGUUGAGGUAGCUCUCCUAUUUGUCUUUUGUGAACCGAUAGUUGACCCCAUCUAGUGUUUAGUUACCCACAUCUUAGCCGAACGUGGAGCUGGCUUCUCUAUUUUUGGUGAGGAGUUGAAAUCGAACCUGGGCUUGACGCAUGCUGUCGAUCGACAAUUUCGAGCAUCGACGGCGUAUUUUUCCUUUAUGAGACCGCUGUGUCAAAACGUCAAGGUAAAGCUUAUAGACUUUCCUUGAGAUUUCGGCUUGGCUCCUACACAUCUUAUACUCUUCGUUUGUGGUCGAAAUGGGUCUUCUAUCUUCUCUUGUUAUGUGAAUUUGCCAGACCAACGUUCCACGUACUUGCAUUAUGGAUUUUGACUCCACAAAUAGCCCCAUCCAAAGUCGUCUCUGAGAAACUCUGGAAUUCCUCCUAUCGUGGCUUUUGUCAGUAGCUCCUGGUAACAUGCACGAUAAGAUAGUUGACUGUUUCAAUAGAUCCCUUUCCUACACUUUGAGACCUCCACAAGCAACGAGGAAAUGUCGCGAAUUGUACAAGAAAUCAAAGAUCGAAUGCACCGUGAGCGUACUGAUGCAAAUCCAAAUUCCUGGAUUAUGCCGCGCCCACUCAAGCGCAAGGAGAAACAAAGGAAACGACAACCUUCUACGAUAGCCGAAGACCCCGAAAAUGACAGUAUGCCUGUAGAGAACGAGGAGGCGUAGAGAGGACCUCGAGGCUUUUUACAUAAGCUAAAGCUCAGAUCGGUCGUUGGAAGCCUCGGAUGCCUAUUUUUGAAAACGAGGCCAUUUGCUAGAAAUCCGGAGAAAGUCCCAGACAUGGAUAUAGAGAGAGGUUCAGGCAAAGAUGAUGUGGCCACUUCAAAUACCAAGGUAGCUCCAGGACUACCCGAACCAGGCGCUGGUUCCGCGCAACUGCCUCUAUUAGCAACCAAUAAAGAAAGCUCUCUAGUUGACCCCGGAAAAGUAGCAGUGUCUCAGCCCCCCGGAGAUCUCACAAGCAAGCCCAAACUACAGCCGGGCGUCCUGCCCACUGCAGCAAAGCUAAAAUCUGAGAGGCCUACACAAGCCAUAAAUGACCAGGGUCUCAAAGAAAUUAGUAAUGAAAUGAACUCUGUCUCGAAAGACGUAGCCAGCCAUCACAUUGAGGGCGGCGGUGGCACGCUCAUGAUACAAGAAGGGUAA